CAUCGAGCAUCGAGGAAAAGCACUACUAGUCCUGGUACCUGACACAAAACCCACCCAACAAACCCUUUCCGUUCGACAACGCAACAAACCCGCAAGAGACCCGCAACACACUCGCACAAAGUCAAACACUCGCAACAUGAAAUUCGCGGCCUGCAGCACGAUGGUGCUCCUGGCGGCAUCGUCCUCCGGCGUCCGCGCCAACAGCGCCGCCAUCGCGGACCUUCCGGGCAAGCUGGUCGACGGGGUCCGCCGCCACCUGAACCUCAACGGAAUCCUGGGAAGCCCGACCCGGCCCACAAACUCGGCCUCGCACUCCCCCUACGAGAAGAUCAUGGGCCACCCCGUCUUCCAGGUCACCACCUCCUGGGGAUCGGCCUACAUGAACAUGGAGGAGCUGAGCCAGGACGACGAGGACGCUUCAGCCGGCGCCGAAAGCGAGGGCAGCAUGCUCGGUGUCGCCAAGAGCGGCGACGAGGCCGCGGGCAUCCGAAAGGACCGGUACCGGACCAUCAGUCUGUACUACAUGGACCCGGACGACGCCAUUGGUGCCCACGCCGAGUUCAAGCAGAUGGACGGCAUGAAGGACGCGGACGUUCGCAUCACGAGCGUCUCGCUGGCAAAGGCCGUUCGGUCUGCCUGCAACCUCGGCAACGGACUGCUGACGGGACAGCCCAUCGACUUUCACAAGGGGACCGUCCUGCCCACCAAGGAGGGAGGCUCCCUCCGCCACAAGAUCCUCCCGCCCAAGAAGCAGCUGUACUACGCGGCCUUUUGCCGCGGAAAGGAGCGCAUCGGCCUCUUCUCCGACUCGAGCGACGAGAAGGAGUCCCAGAAGGACCACGCCUCGGCCGCCGUCAUCGGAAACGCUGCCCUGGCCUAUAGAAAUGCCCAGCGCAAGCAGGCGAUCCGAGACCGCAAACUGGCCUACAAACCCAAGAACCAGCUGGAGGCCGACUACGCGCACAUGGACGGGAACCUCGGGAUCCCCGUGUUUUACGUCCCCGGAAUGGAACGCCGCAGAUUCCGCAUCAAGUCGCUGGUCAGCGGGGGCGUCCGCAAGGAGAUCCCCCUCUUUUUCAACUACGAGGACCUGCAGGAGGCCUGGCAGAAGACCAAGCCGAUCGGUGGCGACAAGGACACCUACCUGCCGAACGAACCCCAGGGAGUAGAGGUCUUCAAUCUUUGGGACGUUCUCACCUCCAUGGAAAAGGAACAGGACAAGAUGGCACAGAAACGCGCGAAGGAAUCCCCCCAGAACCGGCUCGUGCAGAGCCUUUCUCAGCCCUUCCGAAACCGGUUCCGCAACCUGGUGGACAGCGACGACGAGGCCGCCAUGCUGGACGGGAUCGUCUUCAUUCCAUCGAGCGAUGCCUGCACCUACAAGGAAGGCAUCACGGCUCGCGGGAACGGCAAGGCCCGAUUGCGGCCGAUGCGUUAGAUGCUACGAAACAACAUAAUAGUAUUGUACUAAGAAACAAAGAAUAGUUUU
Molecule: messenger RNA, 1489 nt
Organism: Pseudo-nitzschia multistriata
Lineage: Eukaryota; Bacillariophyta; Bacillariophyceae; Bacillariales; Bacillariaceae
Source: the annotation of a GenBank genome assembly